This is a messenger RNA of Suillus plorans, 1987 nucleotides long. Its product is annotated as glycoside hydrolase family 47 protein. Gene Ontology annotation, biological process: N-glycan processing; carbohydrate metabolic process. Gene Ontology annotation, molecular function: calcium ion binding; mannosyl-oligosaccharide 1,2-alpha-mannosidase activity. Gene Ontology annotation, cellular component: endoplasmic reticulum; membrane. The transcript is spliced from 9 exons. The annotation marks the transcript as partial. The record is from RefSeq and is a predicted model, not a curated record. NCBI's taxonomy places the organism in Eukaryota, Fungi, Basidiomycota, Agaricomycetes, Boletales, Suillaceae.
GCCAAACUCCUAGGGAACAACGUAGUCACCAAAGCCUCCUCAUUGCUGCGUCACAGAGGCAUCUCCAUUCGUCACAUCGUAUUUGCAUUUGCCUUGUCUAUAGCAUUGCUCGUGCUUUAUUUCAACUACUUCCGACGUACCGGCUACUCGUUUCCUGUCGAUGUUAUGCACUACGCCCCCGUGACACCAGAGGUAUGGACAGACAGAUCCUUCCAAGUUAGGGAUGCCUUCUUGCAUGCCUACCAUGGUUAUGAGCGCUUCGCAUUCCCAAAUGAUGAGCUCCGCCCUUUAUCGAAUACCAGCAUCAACAACUUCAAUGGAUGGGCCGUCACUGCAGUUGACUCCCUUGACACAAUGCAUAUGAUGGGCUUAGAACAAGAAUAUAAGCGCGCAAUGACAGCUGUACAUGAUACAAACUUCACUCUGCCCACGAAUACCCGCGUGCCAUUCUUUGAGACUGUCAUACGUCAACUUGGCGGUCUCCUCUCCGCUUAUGCACUGACUAAUGACGACAUAUUGCGCAUUCGCGCUGAUCAACUUGGCACAAUAUUGGCUCCUGCAUUCAGGACCACCAGUGGUUUUCCCAAGUACGGUGUAAACACUAUUAGAGGUACAAGCGACGGGCCAUUAGUUGGAAGCUUAGCAGAGAUUGCAAGCUAUCAAAUGGAAUACGCCUAUCUCGGUAAGAUUACAGGUAAGAAGGAACAUGUCGACCGAGCUACAACCGCCACACGUAACUUUGUCGAUGCUGAUUUGCGCCAACACGGCGGUAUGUAUCCUAUGUAUUGGAAUAUAUCGUCGGGACAGGCAAAAGACACACACCUUUCUGUUGGUGCAGCGUCCGACAGCGCCCACGAGUACAUUCUCAAGCAGUACCUGAUGACCGCUCGCAAGGACAAGGCAAACCUCGAGAUGUACCUGCGCUUCACCUCCCACGUCCUCAAUAACUUGAUGUACAUUUCGCCGAACCGCCACCUCUUGUACGUUACAGAUUCGAAAUUAUAUAGGACCGGCAAUCGCCCCACACACAACUUCGAGCAUCUAUCUUGUUUUUUCCCUGGCCUGCUCGCCCUUGGAGCUCACACUCUUCCCUUAAAUAAUCUCGAAGAAGUUGGACUGAACUUUACCGCGCUUGCAGAUGACCUGCUCCCCAAACAGAAAUUAGGCUAUGAGGUGCUUGCCUCAUUCGAUCUAAAGGACUUGCAUCUAUGGGCCGCCGAAGGGCUGGCACAAACCUGUUACUUGACUUACGCAGACCAGCCGACAGGGUUGGGACCCGAUAUUAUUAAUAUGCUAUCUGGCGGCUCGCGUCCUGAAAUACUGUGGAUGGACGCCAUGCAAGACUGGAGAACAUCUGGUAGAAUAGGUCCCCCACCUGGAGUGGGAGAUAAGCACCCUUGGGUAGGAGAUCGCACCCCUAGGAAUGCACGAGAGCGUGAGAUGGCGUACGCUAUGAGGGACUACUACGUUAAGAACGCUGACUACCAACUGAGACCCGAGACUGUAGAGUCGCUUUACAUCCUUUAUCGUGUUACUGGUGAUGUGAAAUGGCGGCAUCGUGGAUGGGACAUUUUCCAGGCGAUCCAAAAGGAAGCGAAGACUCCAUCGGGGUACGCCAACAUUGACAAAGUGGACACAUAUGAGCCACAACAGCUUGAUGUGAUGCCUAGCUUUUUCUUGGCCGAAACGUUGAAGUAUCUCUAUCUUCUCUUCCAAGAAGACGACCUCGUUCCCUUGGAUAAGUGGGUGUUCAAUACAGAAGCACAUCCAUUUCCUGUCUUUGAGUGGACAGAAGAAGAGAAAGAAGCAUAUGGUGUUUUAUGAUAUGUGCUCCACACACUCCCAUUAGAUUCAACGGUUAUCGUUUCACGAACUGUCAACGUACAAUCCAACCGUUGUUUACUUAAAUAUCGUAUUGUGCCGUUCAUAAUGUGUCGUAGCUUGCAUGAAGCUAUAUGGUCAAUGCGAGCUCGUAAGUUGUCGGUAG